UGUGUGCACUUGAGAAACUAAAGAGAGGGUAACUUUUUUUCUUUUUUUUCUUUUUGUUUUUAUUUCUAGAGAGACAAAAAAAUGUUGGGGAUCUUCAGCAGCUCAGUGGUUUCGCCGCCGGAAGAGCUGGUGGCCGCCGGCAGCCGAACUCCGUCGCCGAAGACGACUGCGGGUGCGCUGCUGAACCGGUUCGUAGAGAACAAGGCAUCGGCGGUGUCACUGCAGAUCGGGGAGAAUGUGCAGUUGGCUUACACACACCACAACGAGUCACCGUGGCGACCCAGAUCAUUUGCUGUUAAGGAUGAGGUAUUCUGCUUGUUUGAGGGAGCUCUUGACAAUUUGGGUAGCUUGAGACAACAGUAUGGACUGGCCAAGUCUGCAAAUGAAGUACUUUUGGUGAUUGAAGCUUACAAAGCUUUACGUGAUCGAGCACCCUACCCUGCUAACCAUGUUGUUGGACAUCUCAGUGGGAGCUUUGCUUUCAUAGUUUUUGACAAGUCCACUUCUACGCUCUUUGUGGCUUCUGAUCAAUCCGGUAAGGUUCCUCUGUAUUGGGGAAUAACGGCUGAUGGAUACGUAGCUUUUGCUGAUGAUGCAGACUUGCUUAAAGGUGCUUGUGGCAAGUCACUUGCUUCUUUUCCUCAAGGAUGUUUCUACUCCACUGCAGUUGGAGGAUUGAGAUGCUAUGAGAAUCCUAAGAGUAAGAUUACUGCAGUACCUGCUAAGGAGGAGGAAAUCUGGGGUGCAACCUUCAAGGUGGAAGGGUCAGCAGUCCUUGCAGCCAGAGAGUAGAAGAUAUCUUUUCAAGUAAGGUACCAUACGAUGCAUUAAUGGAGUAAUGUGUUUAUGUGGUUGUGACUGCAAGGCAUGCAUGAGGGGCCAUGUAAAUACCUUGAAUGUUAACUUUAUGAAGAGUGGAACUAGUUGUAAUUCUAGUGUAGUUUGUUCAUUAGAUAGGAUGUACUCUAUUGCUAAUGUGCAGUUUCGCUUUCCAAUGUAAUAAAAAUAUGCAUCUGGCUUGAGAUUCCCUAAUACUAUCAUUCAAUUUUAAAUA
Molecule: messenger RNA, 1054 nt
Organism: Gastrolobium bilobum
Lineage: Eukaryota; Viridiplantae; Streptophyta; Magnoliopsida; Fabales; Fabaceae
Product: stem-specific protein TSJT1-like
Exons: 5
Coding region: 82-792 (236 amino acids)
Source: RefSeq, a predicted model, not a curated record